Molecule: messenger RNA, 2314 nt
Organism: Dermochelys coriacea (leatherback sea turtle)
Lineage: Eukaryota; Metazoa; Chordata; Testudines; Dermochelyidae
Exons: 2
Coding region: 760-1782 (340 amino acids)
Biological process (GO): phospholipase C-activating G protein-coupled receptor signaling pathway; complement receptor mediated signaling pathway; positive regulation of cytosolic calcium ion concentration
Cellular component (GO): plasma membrane
Molecular function (GO): N-formyl peptide receptor activity; complement receptor activity
Source: RefSeq, a predicted model, not a curated record
GGAGCCAGGACUCCUGGGUUCCUGCCCAGCUUUGGCAGGGUUGUUGGGUCUAGUGGUUGGGGGAGGAGGCUGGGACCCAGGACUCCUGGGUUCUAUCUUUGGCUCUGGGAGGGAAGUGGUGUAUUCUGUGCUUUGACCUCUCUAGCUCAUUGCUCCCAGCAACACGCCGACAACCAGCAUCUGUUACAACAGCCCUGCCCCCCUUCCCUGUAACACUGGCUUUGUGCAACACCCUGCAGCAGUGAGAUGAGCCCGGAAGUCGUUUUUACAAGCAGGUGUUCGAACACUUCCCCCCAGCAUCCCCUCCUCCUGUAGGCAGAGCCAUGUGCAAGGGGAGCUGCUGGCCACCUGCUUGCUGGGGUCCAGAAAUGGGCUGGUCUUAGAUCGGCCAGUGGGGUGUGCUGAGGUGGUGGUGUGGAGAGCUGGGAUCUACACAGGGCAUGGGGCAGGGGGAAGAGGAGCUGGGAUCCAGCUCGGGGACAAGGUGGGAUCUGCGCAGGGCAAGGCCAGGUCAGGGAGCUGCAAGAGGCUGUCUGCCCUGUGUGGUGCAGGUUGGGAAGAUGUGGUCUAGGUCCUUCCGCCAAGCUCUGGAAGGGGAAGUACCUGUUGCUCAGAGGAGUGGCUCAGAUGUGGGACCCAACCCCAUGAGGGAGCUGAGCUGCCCCGGGCUAUCAACUGCUCCGGGGGUGAUAGGGGAAGAGGUCACUCCUCUCCCCUGGUGCCCAUCCAAUAGUCAGUAGCCUCCCUUGCCUCCUAGCCAUGAAUGGCUCCUGUGCCCUCCCCAACGCCAUGGGGGCUGUGGAGGACGCCAUGCGGCACAUCGCCAUCGGCACCAACGCCUUGGUUUUGGGGCUGGGCCUGGCUGGCAAUGGGCUGGUGAUCUGGAUCACCACAGCUGGCCGGGCCGCCCACCUUCCCCUCGGCCUGCUACCUCCACCUGGCUGUGGCCGACCUGCUCUUCUCCGCUGGGCGCAUCCCCGCCAUCAUCCAGGAGGCCUUGAGAUCCCGCUGGCCCUUCGGCCGAGCCCUCUGCAAGCUCCACUCCUUCGCUCGCUACUUGGUCGUCUUCGCCGGCAUCUUCGUGCUCACCCUCAUCAGCCUCCACCGCUGUCUGCUGGUGGCUCAGCCCGUCUGGGUCCGGAACCACUGCAGGCCCCGGCUUGGGUGUUGGCUGAUUGCUGGGGCCUGGUUCCUGGCCAUCUGCUUCAGCGUGCCUUACCUGGUGCUCAGGGACGUGGAGACCAGACAUGGGGAGUCCUUCUGCGUCUACCGGAGAGACCUGCGGCGUUUUGCCGAGAUGCCCCUGAGGUUGAGCCAGUUCCUGGCGGGUUUCUGGUAUCUUUUGCCAUCAUCGCCACAUCCUACGUGGUCUUGACUUGGAAGCUGAGGAGAAGAAGCUGGGCGGGCUCCCCACGGACCUUCGCCUUGGUGCUGGCCGUGGUGGCUCUCUUCUUUGUUUGCUGGUUGCCCCAUCACAUCUGGUGCUACUCAGCACGUACCAGGGGAACAAAGAGGUCUGGGUCGUGGCGCUUAAGCUGGCCAAUGCCUUGGCCUACCUCCACAGCUAUCUCAACCCUGUGCUGUAUUGGCUGGUGGGAUACGCCCGGAGCAGGGGGUACCGGAGGUGCUCCUUUCUGUGCAUCUUCCGCAGGGCCCUGGCUGAGGAAGAGGUGGGAUCGGGUUCAAUGGAGGCGUCGCAGAGCACCAGACGGACUAGCUGAGAGAGGAGGAUUUGGGACACCUGGGUUCUAUCCCCAGCUCUGGGAAGGGAACAGAAGCUAGUAGAUUAGGGCAGGGUGAGUGAGGAGUCAGGACUCCUGGAGUCUAUUUUCCAGGUCUCCCAUUAUUUCCUUGUGUGUGUGAGUGAAGGCCAAUCUCUGCAUCUGUCUCUCGCCUUCUGCUUCAAUUUCUUCAUCCAUGAAAUAGAGGUAGUAAUCCUUCUGUUGUCUAUUUAGACUGUAAGCACAAUGGGGCAUGGACCAUCACUCCCUAUGCGUCUGUGCAGUGCCCGGCAUAACGGAGGGCCUUGAUCUUGGUCGGGGUCUGUGCAGCGCCUAACACAACAGAGAGCCCUGAUCUCAUUCAGGAUCUGUCUACGUUGGGGAUCAGGAGACAGAUUCAUCAAAACUGUAAGUCUUUGUGUGAAUGGAUCAGUUUUCUGGAGUUUCUUGACUCAAAAAAGUUUUGGAAGAAAACUUUCAAAGUUGUCGCCAGCUCAUGUUUUAAAAUGUUGAAAUUGAAGUGAAAAUUCCACCUUUCUGGUCCCAAAUGCUUUUUUUCUUUUUUAAGUUUAGGAUAACUUGGGUUUUUUUUU